UUCCUUCCCUCUCUCUCUCUCUCUCUCUCUCUCUCUCUCUCUUGCCUUCCCAUUUCCUCAAUUCGAUCAACCAAACCAUGACUAAGAUAUUCUUGGUUCUAGUACUUCUGCAAACUUUGUUCAACAUUUUGGUUGUGGCUUCGGCUGGUAACCUCAACCAAGAUUUUGACUUAACAUGGGGUGACGGUCGAGCGCAAAUACUCGACAACGGGCAGCUUCUUACGCUGUCCCUGGACAAGACUUCGGGGUCGGGUUUCCGGUCCAAGAAUCAGUACUUGUUUGGGAAAAUUGAUAUGCAGAUCAAGCUUGUGCCUGGUAACUCUGCUGGUACUGUUACGGCUUACUAUCUGUCCUCGUUGGGUUCUACUCAUGACGAGAUAGAUUUUGAGUUUCUAGGCAACCUAAGCGGAGAUCCUUAUAUUCUACACACAAAUGUUUUCACACAAGGGAAGGGUAAUAGGGAGCAACAAUUCUAUCUUUGGUUUGAUCCCACCAAAGACUUCCACACCUACUCCAUCUUGUGGAACCCUCAAAGCAUCAUAUUCUCUGUGGAUGGGACACCCAUUAGACAGUUCAAGAACUUAGAAUCGAAG
Prunus mume (Japanese apricot) is the source of this 593-nucleotide messenger RNA. The record is from RefSeq and is a predicted model, not a curated record. Lineage: Eukaryota; Viridiplantae; Streptophyta; Magnoliopsida; Rosales; Rosaceae.